This is a messenger RNA of Aspergillus mulundensis, 873 nucleotides long. RefSeq lists its product as uncharacterized. The record is from RefSeq and is a predicted model, not a curated record. Bases 1 to 873 code for a protein of 290 amino acids. Lineage: Eukaryota; Fungi; Ascomycota; Eurotiomycetes; Eurotiales; Aspergillaceae. The transcript has 4 exons.
AUGGUGCCGGCCCUCUGGUUUCUUAAUCGAAACAUCAGCGUUUUGGAGUCCAAAUACCCCGAGGAUAACGCCCCAGAGCAUCAACAUGAGCACUGGGUUUAUAUCAACGGUAUCGCUUGUGGGCAGACAUGGUUUCAGAGUAACAUUGAUCGCCUAGCAUACACGUUCGGGCGGAAGAUUACUGGUGUACACAACCCCUCAACCGGCCUCGUGUUCGACGUUAUCCAGUGUCUAAUCCAAAGGGACUUUGCUUACGCAACCCAGGACGUCCGAGAGGCCUACACUCUGCUUAGAGCCGCUUUGCUGAACCCUGACUAUACCAAAGUGGUCCUGAUAACUCACAGCCAGGGAGGGAUAGAAGCAGGCCUAAUCAUAGACUGGCUACUCGAUGAGCUCCCCCAAGGCCUCCUCCGCAAACUGGAAGUAUAUACUUUUGGCAACGCCGCUAAUCACUUCAACAACCCGUACAGGGCCCUUCCGAGAACCCAGAAGGACAAUUCCGAUACCAUACUUCCGCAAAUCCAGCAACCCAAUGAGAACACUGACAAGACAAUCCUGCACAUCGAGCAUUACGCCAAUGCGCGAGAUUUUGUCAGUCUCUGGGGUGUGUUGAAUUUUAGCAACAUACCAAAUCGCUUCAUGGGUCAUGUGUUCGUCCGGGAAGGCUCUGGUCAUAUGUUCAACCAGCAUUACCUGGGCACCAUGUUUCCUCUUGGGCCAGACCGCAAGGUUCUAGAUACAAACCGAUUUAUGGACACGGAAAUUGAGAUCCCAGGUUCGUUUGCGGACGGUUCGAGUAUUACUCAAACAGUGAAAGUCAGGGAAGUCAGUCGUUUGUGGUUAUAUCGAAAUGGUGGCUCGCCAGAGCAGUGA